AUGAGCGCACGUCCGCCAGAGGCGCGCCCCGUGCGCGAGCCGCGCAUUCCGCUCGCUGUGAUGGACGCUCCGUCGCAGCGAUUCUAUGCGGCGGCCCUCUUUGUGGCUGUGCAGGCGUGGAAGUGGACACACAUCGUUCGUGUGUGUGUGUUGCGGUACGCCCGGCCGAACGCCGUGGCGGGGUGGCUCGAUCCGACGCACGUCGGCACGGCCCUGCUCAUCGACUUUGCGCUAUGCUACGUGCUGCACUGGCUGGCGAUCCCGCCACGCGCUGUGCGUGCGAGCCCGGCGACCCGCACGCCGCCGCCGCGCCGCCCGUGGGCGUCGCGCCGGUGGCUGUGGGUGUUCGUGUGGCUCGCGCUCGCGCUCCUCGAUGUGCUCGCACUUGCGCGACACGACGCAUGGAUCGUCGUCCAGGCGCUUGCGCCGGGCCCGGCCGCAUGGAGCGUCGGCGAGCGCCGCGUGCGGCUGCAGCAGCUGGUGCGUCCUGCGACGCACAUUGCCGGGCAGCACACGGUGCACCUCGUCCCGCCCGGCACCGCGCACCUCGCGCCUGACGCGUCAUGCCUGUGUGUGGGAGCCCAUGUGCGCGAGGUCCAUAUUCCCGUCGUGUUCCACGAUACGAACCCGGCGCAGAUCACCUACUCGGUGACAGAGCCGGCCCACGGCACACGCACCGAGCACACCCUCUCGCACCCCAAGACGAGCGUGCGUGCACAUGCAGUGACGCGCAGCACGGAGCCGGACGUGCCGCGCGGCGCACGCGCGCUCUCUCUCGCAGAACGCAAGCGCGCACGGCACGCGGCGCAGGAGCGCGCGGCAGACCGCCCGCUCGAGACGGUGCACGACCUGCGUGUCCGGCGCACCGGCACAAUCCGCCUCGAGUCGGUCGUCGACGAGCACGGGCGGCCUGCUCGCAUCCUCGCGCAGGACGUGCGGGUCGUCGAGUGCCCCCACGCCUCGCUUGUGCCGGGCACCACGGACUACUGCCCUGGCGACUCCGGGCACGUCGAGGUUGCGAUGCACGGCACACCGCCCCUGACGCUCGAGUAUGUGUCGAAGAGUGGCGAGCGCAUGCGCCCAUAUACGCUCUCGCACAUGGCUCCCACAGAGCCGGCGCUUCUCUCGCUCGAUCUUGCCGGGCCGGGCCCCCAGACGCUGCGUCUCGAGCAGGUGACAGACGCGUGCGGAAAUGCGGCUCCCCUCAACGACACGGUACGUGUGCUGGUGCAUGAGCAGGCACAGGUACACUUUGACGCCGCACACUGUCGCCCUGGGCGCCCGCUCCCGCUGCUGCGCGGUGGACGCGGUCGGGAGGUACGCUAUGUGGUCGAGCCGCGCCACUCGCGCGACGAGUGGGACGUGCGCGUGCACUUUUCGCCCGACGUCAAGGCCGCGCUGCCCCGGCCGCUGACGAGUGCGGACGCGUGGGAGAAAACGGUGCGAGUCGCAGCGGGCGAGCACACGCUCACGGUGACGCAGCCCGGCACCUACACGAUCGAGCACGCCGCCUCGUCUUUCUGCGCCGGCCAGGUCGCCGCGCCGUGGACGUGUGAGGUGGUGGACGUGCCCCCGCCGCGCGCGCAGAUCCACUUUGAGAGCAUUGAGGAUCCCUGCGCCGGCACGGUGGGCGUCAAGGCGCUCUCCACGCUGGAAGGCGAGCCGCCGUUCCGCCUGCACUACGAGUCGCAGCGCCCGGGGCAGGCGGCGACACGGCACGUGCGGGUCGUGGAGGCCCAAACGCGUGAUGAGCUCGAGUUUUGGCCGAGCACCGAGGGGCCUGUCACGUACCGCUUCCUCGCGCUGGACGACGUCAACUACCGAGGCGUGCCGCUUGAUGGCCCCAGCUUUACGCAGCUUGUGCAUCCCCUCGCGAGCGCCGCUUUCGCGGGAGCCGCACACGCCGAGCAGGACGUGGUGGUGCGCAGCUGCGGUCAGGCAUCGGUGACGGCAGACGUGGAGCUGAGCGGCACCGGGCCGUUCGACCUUACGUACUCGAUGCGGAGCGCGCGUGGCGAGCCGGUCGAGCGCGAGGUGCGCGGCCUAAACGGCCCCCGCGCCGCACUGGACCUGACGCUCCCGGCCGAUGUGCUUCGGCAGCAGGGGCGGGCGACGGUGUCGCUGCUGCGCCUGCGUGAUGGCAAGGGGUGUGAGCGGCGCCUUGCGACGCGCGACCUGCGCUUGGACAUGCGCCGCACGAGUGCGGCCGUCGGCUUCCGCGAGACGCACGCCGUGCUGCACGAGCACGAGGCAGUGGCCCUGGCGCUGCGUCUAGAGGGCACUGCGCCCUGGCACAUUACCUACAAUUUCACGCGCGAUGGCGAGCCGGAUAUCCAGGGCGCCGCGACGCUGCACGAUGCGAACGAGGCGCUGCACCUCACCGAGCCGGGACGGUACACACUCACGUCCGUGCGCGACGCUCACUGCGUCGGCACUGUACUGCCCCAAGCCACGGCGGAGGUCGUGGUGCGCGCGCGACCGCACGCGUCGUUUGCCGGCACGCCGCUCGCAAACGGCAGCGUCAUGCCGCCGGCCGUGUGCCAGGGCAUCCGCUCCGAAGCGACGCUCCAGCUACUCGGCCAGCCGCCCGUGGACGUAGCGUACGUGCACCGGCUCCCAGCGACGGAUGGGCCGCCGCAGGUGCGGCGGCACACGCUGUCGACGGCCCAGGAGAACGUGCAGCUCGCGCUGGACGACCAGGUGCCGGGCUGGCACACGUACGAGGUCGUCGAGGUCGGCGAUGCGUACUACGCGCGCGCGCGCGCAGCGCGCGGCGCCAUCCUGGAGCAUCUUGUGCAUGCGCGCCCCCACGGCACGUUUGCACCACAAAAAGCGGUCACCGCCUGCGUGGGCGACGCGUCUGUCGAAUGGCCCGUGCUCCACCUGACAGGGACGCCGCCGUUCCAGGUCGUGAUGCAGUUACGCCCCCGCCACACAGAAGGAGCUGCGCAGGCGGCCGACGUGACGCUCGUGACACACACACACACACUCGCAGUGCCGCCGGCGCUUGCACCCACCGUGCCUGGGGCCUGGGAGCUCGCCGUGCAGCGCAUCGAGGACGCGCAUUGUGUGGAGACAGCGCCAGACGCCAUCCUGCGCCUGGACCUGGUGGAGAGCGCGGCUGUGCUGCCGACGUCCGCGCGGCGCGACUACUGUGUGGGCGAGCGCAUUGACUUUGUGCUGCAGGGCACUUCACCGUGGACCGUCGAGUACUCGUUCAACGGGCGCGUGUCGCAAGUCGUCUCGCGCACAGCCGAAUUUGUGCGGGUGGCCGACCGCCCUGGGCGCCUGCAGGUGCUGGGUGCGGGCCACAGCUCGAAUACGUGUCGCCACCCGCACGCGCCGCUGGAGGCGAUGAUCCAUGCGCUGCCAAGCGCGCACGUCUCGUCGGGCGUGCACCGCGUCGAGUCGCUGCACGAGGGUGGCCAGGCCGAGAUUGUAUUUACGCUCAUGGGCGAGCCGCCGUUCGCGUUUACGUACCAGCGGACCGAGGCGGUCGAUACGCACGCGCGGCCCAAGGUGCUCGAGACGCACACGGUCGACCACUGGAACGAGACGCGGUACGUGGUGACGACGUCGCAGGAGGGCACUUGGUCGGUGGUGUGGAUGCAGGACCGCUGGUGCCAGGUGUCGCUCGGCGAAGUGAGCGGUCCGGCUGCGUGGAAUCGCGCGACUGAGCAGUGA
Messenger RNA from Malassezia sympodialis ATCC 42132, 3684 nucleotides. RefSeq names its product Pom152p (gene POM152). Gene Ontology annotation, cellular component: nuclear pore transmembrane ring. Gene Ontology annotation, biological process: protein import into nucleus; nuclear pore organization. NCBI's taxonomy places the organism in Eukaryota, Fungi, Basidiomycota, Malasseziomycetes, Malasseziales, Malasseziaceae. Gene Ontology annotation, molecular function: structural constituent of nuclear pore. The record is from RefSeq and is a predicted model, not a curated record.